Molecule: messenger RNA, 861 nt
Organism: Triticum turgidum subsp. durum (durum wheat)
Lineage: Eukaryota; Viridiplantae; Streptophyta; Magnoliopsida; Poales; Poaceae
Source: the annotation of a GenBank genome assembly
AUGGCGACGCCGCAGGAGGUGCGCAGGGUCGACUCGUUCUCGCAGCUGCCGUUCAUCCGGCCGGCGGUGGCGCAGCAGCAGCAGCAGCAGGCGAGGGAGACCAUCCGGCUCUUCGGCCGCGAGUUCUCCAACAACGACGCCCUGCUGCAGCAGCAGCAGCGCAAGCAGGAGGCCGGCGCCGGCUCCCCGGACGCCGCCAACGGGAGCACCGUCACGUCCGAGGGCAACGGCGGCGGCGGCGGUGGAGCCAAGGGCGGCGCGUCUGGGGCGGCGGCGGGGGAGACGAGGAAGUUCGAGUGCCACUACUGCUGCCGCAACUUCCCGACGUCGCAGGCGCUGGGCGGGCACCAGAACGCGCACAAGCGGGAGCGCCAGCACGCCAAGCGGGCCCACCUGCAGGCCUCCCUCGCCAUGCACCGCUACGUCCCCGGCGGCCACCACAUGUACGGCGCCCUCCUCAACUACCACCACCACCACCCCGCCGCCGCCCGCUACGACCAGCCGCCGCCGCACUACCCGAUGUGGACGACCGCCAGCAUGGGGCCCUACGGCGGGGGCGGCCCGGGCUCCAUGUCGCAGCCCAUCGACGGCAGCCCCGUCGCGCAGGCGCAGGGCCACUGGAGGGUGCCCCUGCCGGCCGUGGAGAACUUCGGCGCAGCAGUCCGUCACGGCGCGGCUGACAUGCCGCCGGCCGUGGUGGUGCGGCCCGGGGAGGUGAUGACCUGCAAGGACGAGAAGGUGGUGAUGAGCCUGCUCUCCUCGUCGCCGUCCUUGUCGUCCUGCUCCUCCACGUCGCCGGAGAAGCUAGGUAGGUGUGAAUUGGGGCAGCAGGAGGCUCUUAGCUUGGACCUCCAUUUGUAA